Paramuricea clavata is the source of this 528-nucleotide messenger RNA. Lineage: Eukaryota; Metazoa; Cnidaria; Anthozoa; Malacalcyonacea; Plexauridae. The record is from the annotation of a GenBank genome assembly.
AUGGAGGGUGAAAUGAAGAGAAAGUUUGUAAGGGCAUACGGAAGGAGAUUAAGACUGGUGCUGAAAUCAAAACUGAAUGGCAGAAACAAAAUCAUGGCGAUGAAUACUUGGGUUGUUGCGCUGCUGAGGUACGGAGCUGGUGUUUUGAAAUGGACAAAAGAUGAAAUUGCUGCAAUGGAUUGCAAAAUACGUAAACUGAUGACACUGUAUGGUGCUCUUCACCCAAGAAGUGACAAUCAUCGAUUAUAUUUACCGAGAGAAAAAGGCGGAAGAGGUUUGAUCAGUUGUGAAGGAUGCAUUCGUACAGAGGAGAACAGUUUGGGAUGGUAUGUAAAGAACAGUGUGGAACCACUUUUACAACAAGUUGCAAAAACAGGUGUGAUUGAAACGGAAAGAUGCGAAACAAAAGAAAAUUUUAAGAAGAAAGCAGUAGAGGAGCUAGAGAAAGCUGGGAUUGACAAGAAAAUGUAUGGACAAUAUAACAGAGAUUUAGGUAAAGAAGUGGAUAGGGAGAAGACAUGGUGGUAG